AUGGUGAGAGUAAAUGCGAGAAAGAGUAAUUGGAAUGGCGAAUGCGUUGAAGCGGCUGUAAUGUCUAGAAAAUAUAGCUACGAAAAAAUCAAGAAGAUGACAAACUCAUUUGCGCAUGUUCUCGGGAAAGGAGGAUUUGGGACUGUCUAUAAAGGGAAGUUACUCGAUGGAGGCCGAGAUGUCGCAGUGAAGAUAUUGAAAGAUUCAAAGGGAAAUGGACAAGACUUCACCAACGAAGUAGCUAGCAUGAGUACAACAUCUCAUGUCAAUAUUGUUCCUCUGCUUGGAUUCUGUUAUGAAGGGAACAAGAGAGCUAUAAUCUACGACUUCAUGCCGAAUGGAUCCCUCGACAAGUUCAUUUUCAAGAAUAUGUCAACGAAGUUGGAAUGGGAAAAGUUAUAUAACAUUGCGGUAGGUGUUUCUCGUGGCCUAGAGUAUUUGCACAAUCCUUGUGUAUCGAGUAUAGUGCACUUCGACAUAAAGCCGCAAAACAUACUCAUCGACAAGGAUCUUUGUCCCAAGAUUUCAGAUUUCGGUCUUGCUAUGCUCUGUAAAAAUAAAGAGAGCAGCAUCUCAAUGCUGGACGCGAGAGGGACAAUAGGAUACAUUGCCCCUGAAGUAUUUUCCAAGAGUUUUGGAGGAGCUUCGCAUAAGUCGGAUGUGUAUAGCUAUGGGAUGGUGGUUCUCGAGAUGAUUGGAGCAAGGAAUGUAGAAAAAAAUUGA
This is a messenger RNA of Arabis nemorensis, 723 nucleotides long. The record is from the annotation of a GenBank genome assembly. NCBI's taxonomy places the organism in Eukaryota, Viridiplantae, Streptophyta, Magnoliopsida, Brassicales, Brassicaceae.